UUGUCCGAAUACGGGUGUAGGAACUGUUCAUGUUGCCCCUUGUAUUGUGCGCAGCAGGGCUGCUGACCCGCCCCCGCGCGACGACACAGGGCAGAAUCGCUGCUAGCUGCCGGCUCGGAGGUGCUGUCCAUCGAGGCUCUAAGACAGAAACAGCAUUUCAUUCCAGCCGUUACUUACUCUGACAGAUCUAUCUAUCAAUCACAACAGAAUGGCGUUCGACUUGGCUGAUUCACAGUACCUCCUCAUCCUUGCCCCAUCACUGGUCAUCAUCCUCAUGUUCCUCUUCUUCUGGCUUUUCAUGAAAGAGACCUCCUACGAUGAAGUUCUGGCUCGCCAGAAACGAGAUCUGAAGUUGCCACCAGUGAAGACGGAUACCCGCAAAAAGACCGAGAAAAAGAAGAGCAAGAAGAAGGAGAGCAGUGGAAGCGGAGGUGGUGGGAGUAAAGGGGGUGAAUCGGAGGAAGAAAUACGAGAUUUCGAUUUGAUUGAUGCCACCAGCUCUACUUUAAACGACGCGCUCCCUGAAGUGGUGCCUGCGCCACUGCCUGUCUCUGUCCCUGUGCAGUCAGAACCGCCAACAGGACUGAGGGAGAGGAAGAAGAAGGAGAAGAAGGCGAAAGCUGCUGCUUCUGCUACUAUGGCAGCAGCAUCUCCUCCUCCUGCCGCUCCUGUCACCGCAGAGAAACCAGAAGUCAAUAGCGCAAAGUCGGCUGUCCAUAAGGAGCAGCCCCUCAUGCUUAGCAAACAACCCAGCCCACCCCAGACUCAAGCCACGCCUCCAACUGCAGCUGAAUCCACCAGCAAGAAGAAGGCUAAAAAGCAGAAGAGUGAGACAGAAGAGCCUCCAGUGAAGGCUGAGGUGAAGCCUGACCAGUCUCCUGUUGUGGUUAAGAAGGUGGAACCUGUGCUGGCGGAGCACAAACUGCAAGAUGGAGCUGCCGCUCCUUCUGCACCCACCACCUCCACUAGCAGCGGCAGGAGAAAGAGCAAGAAACAGAAGACUGAGGCUGCCGUCACAGUCAAGGAGGCUCAGGUUCAGUCUUCUUCUCCUGCCAGCCAGACGGACUCUGUCCCUCCAGCAAACCACCAGAGCAGCAAGAGUGAUGAGGUUGCUGCUCCUUCCCCAUCUCAUGCUUCCACUAAGCAGAGCAAGAAACAGAAAAACGAAACUGACAAAGAGAAUGCCCGAGUGAAGCUGAAGGAACUGUUGGCCAGUCUGGGUGGACUGGUGAUGUCUGAUGCUGACGUGGUUUCUGUGGUCUCUCUCCUCCGUGACAAAAGCCCGAAUGCCUUGGACAGCUGGUAUAAAUCUGCAACUAAGUUUGAGCCCACAGCUCAGCAGUUGGCAGAGAAAGAGCGUCUUGUCACAACCCUGCAGGAGGAAGCCUCCAUCGCCAAGGACAAAGUCAAACAGCUCGGCCAGGAGUUGCAGACCGAGAAGCAGAAAAGCAACCGUGCUGACGCCAUGCUGCGAGAACAGCGGGUUGCCAUGGAUAAGGAGGUGAGCGUCAUGCAGGCCAAGGCUCAGGCCAGCUACCAGGAGCUUCAGAGUAUGCAGAUCAAGUUCCAGACACUGAGGGAGCAGAUGGAGGGGCAGAUCAGCAGACUCCAGAAAGAGAACAACAUCCUUCGUGAUGCUGUUAGCUCAACCUCUCCUCCUAUAGACAACAAGCAAAACUCUGAGCUGAACAAUCUGCGCUCCGAGUGUUCGAGUCUGAUGAAGGACCUGGGUGAGACAAAGGGCAAGCUACAGCAGGAGGAACACCAGAGAAAGAGCCUGGAGGUCAGCUACAAGCAGAACGUGUCGCAGCUCGAGGGCCAGUUACAGGACGCUAAGCGGCGUUGGGAAGAACUGCAGAACUAUUUGCACAGUGUGAACACUGAGAGAGAAAAGCUGCAGGCUGCCAAACAAGAGCUGCAGAGUCAACUGCUGGCGGUAGAGUCAGAGAUGACUAAUAAAAACAAGGAGAUCCAGACUCUCCACAGCAGUCUGACUGACACCAUGGUCUCCAAAGAGCAGGUGGAACAAAAGGUCAUGCAGCUCUUGGAGGUCUCGCAGCACAACUUACAGCCUGACAACUCCCUACAGGCCCAAGUGCAGGAACUCAUGACUGAGAACAAAGCCCUUAAGGUCCAGAUUGAGAAUCUUCAGCAUCAGAUCACCUCUCAGGCCAAUGCGGUAUCCCAUUUUGAUGAGCUUCAAAAGCUGCUGGCUGAUAAGGAGAUGCAGAGGAAAAGUUUGGAGGAUUCCCUUAAUGUGGAAAGAAGCAAUGUAGCAUCUAGGGAGACUAACCUCCAGGCCUUUCACAAGGAAAAUGUUGUCCUGAAGACAGAGGUCCAUCGUCUGAGCACACAGAUAUCUGAGCAGGCCUCCUCCCUUUUGGCAGUGGAUCAAUUCAAGCAGAGCCUUCAAGAAAAGGAGGAGAAAAUCAAGACGGUGGAGGUGCUGCUGGAGACUGGGCUCAUUCAGGUAGCCAAUAAGGAAGAGGAACUUAAGCAUGUGAAGGAAGAGAAUGACCAAUUGAAGCAGCACAUUGAAGCCCUACAACAGCGGACUGUAGAGCAGAAACAAUCUGACACAUCAUUGCUAGAGGAGCUUCAGAGACUGGUUCAGGAGAAGGAUGAGAAGAUCAGAUCAUUUGAGGAGAGUUUAAAGUCAGCAUUGAAACAGGAAUCGGAAAGUGUGAAAACUAUUGAGGACCUCAAGAACCAGUUGAAGAAUGUGUCAGCUGAACUGCAUAAAGCACAGAGCAGAGAAACCCAGGAGAACACUGGGAUGAGAUCCCAGCUUCUGGAGCUCCAGUCUCAGUUAUCUACUAAAGAUGAAGAGAUCCAAAGACUAGAGAAAGAGUUUGAAGAGAAGGCCAAAGAAGUUGUUGACAAGAUGGUAACAAGCGCUCAGCUUCAGGAGCUCCAGUCCCAGUUGGCUACAAAAGAAAAGGAGCUUCAGAUCCUACACAAGAAGAUGGAGGAGAAGUCAAGACAAGCAGAAGAGACGAUGGAGCAGCAGCAGCAGCAGAUGGCAUCAGCAGUUCCCAGUAAGGAGUUACUGACAGCGAUUGCUGAAAAGGACAGGCAGCUGUCAGACGUUCAGGCCCAGCUACAUGAACUUAAAGAGGCAGUGGAGCUUUACCGGAGGAAGAAUAAUGAGCUUCGGGAGAAAAACUGGUGUGCUAUGGAGGCGUUGUCAGCCACCGAGACCAUGCUUCAGGGAAAACUCAGCAAGAACGCCAAGGAGAGUCAGACAUCACUGGAGGCUGCUGAGGCUGAAUGUCGAGCAGUUCUGCACAGACUUCUCCCACAUGUGCCUCUUCCUACUGAACAGAGCCAUAAAGAAUGGCUGCAGAACUUUGAGAGCUCCAUGGCUUCAGCUGAUAGGACGGGCUCUGCACCAGGCGCAGACGAUAGUUGUGUCAAGGAUUUGACAGAAAAGUUAAAGGAGGCUGAAGAGGCCCAGAAAGUAUUACAGAAGGAUUGUGAGACGUACAAGAAAGUCUUAGCAGAUACGGAGGGCAUCCUACAGAGGUUACAGAACAGUGUGGAAAAGGAGGAGUGCCAAUGGAGGGAGAAACUGGACCUGGCACAGAGCGAGCUAAGGGAGAUGACGUUGAAGGUGACCGUGUUGGAACAGGAAGUGGACAGACUGAGCUCAGAUGGCGAUCUGGAGAGUCUGAGAAGAGAGAAGCAGCACCUGGAAUCUGAACUGCAGAGAGCGGAGCGCGAGAGUGCCACUUAUGUGUCUGAAGUCAGAGAGCUUAAAGAUCUCUUGACCGAGUUACAAAGUAAGCUUGAUGGCUCCUAUACAGAGGCUGUCAGGCAGAAUGAGGAGCUGAAUUUGCUGAAGACACAGCUGACUCAGACUCUGGGCAAGCUGGAGAUGGAGGAAAGUGAGCGAAUGAAGGUGGCUGGAGAUCUCUACAAGGCACAGCAGUCUCUGGAGCUGAUCCAGGAGGAGAUCUCGAAGGAAGCAGGGCAGAGCAACCUGAUCCAGAACAGUAACCUAACUGCUGAGGAAGAGAUAGAGCACAAGGAGAAGAUGACUGCAGGGUUGAACCAGACAGUGCAGGAACUACAAGAAUUACUACAAGCUGUCAAUCGGCAACUUACCAAGGGACAAGAGACGUGCGACGGAGACAAGUAGUGACAAGUGUCUUCUGAAGGCCAGUUCUAUCCCACCCACAGCAGAUACCCUAUUAAACUCUGGCUCCCCGGUUUCCCUUUACACCUGAUCUAACGUGUGCUCUAUAAACCCACAGCACCGACCCAGCCCCAUCUAAGAAGAGCAGGGAUUGGCCAAAGCAUGGCCACAUACACUCCAUGAACCAAUCCAUCUGGAUCCUUUUUCUUGACUAUCAGUUUCUCUACUGUGGCAUUCCUUAUUGUCGGUAGAGUUGCCAGAGCUAAGCCAUCUGAACAGACACAACGGUUAGACUUGUUUAUGUUUUGAUUAAUUUUUAAUCUCUUUUCAGUUGAACCACUUUGAAUACUACAUCUUUGUUAGCGUUCUUUGACAGAAGGGUUUUUAUCCUUUCUUAAAAAAUGAGAGUUGAGAACAUGUGUUUUAAAGACUCUGAGAUAACUGUGUACUGACACUCCACGACAUUUGUUCUGCAGUCUUGAACUUGCUUAAUUGCGUAAAAUCACACACGCGAACAAAUACACCACAUGCAUUGAGGUUCCUGAAUGUUACGUCUUUUUCCCAGAGUACCUAUUUAAAAAAACAAAAAUGUCUCUGUUAAUGAAAAAGGCAGGUGUUUGUGUUUGUUGAAAGGCAGGCACCCCAUGCAGCAGAUACUUUUACUGUAAUUAUUCUCAAGUACAACAGAGGUGGGAAAGGGACAUGUCAUAAUCCAUACAAUACACUCUUUAAUGUAUUUCUUUAACAAGGAAUAUUUCAUUUUUUGUUAAACUGGUGAGCGUUAUUAAAAGGGAUGCUUGAUAAAUAAA
This is a messenger RNA of Clarias gariepinus (North African catfish), 4947 nucleotides long. It is a transcript of the gene ktn1, whose product is annotated as kinectin 1. The coding region runs from base 209 to 4141 and encodes 1310 amino acids. The record is from RefSeq and is a predicted model, not a curated record. Gene Ontology annotation, molecular function: kinesin binding. Gene Ontology annotation, cellular component: endoplasmic reticulum membrane. Gene Ontology annotation, biological process: protein transport; microtubule-based movement. NCBI's taxonomy places the organism in Eukaryota, Metazoa, Chordata, Actinopteri, Siluriformes, Clariidae. The transcript is spliced from 37 exons.